GUAAUUUUCGGGCUGGUAGUGUGCUGUUGCAGGGGUGUGUGUGGCGUGUGUGUUAGUCCCUGUGUGUCUGCGACACCGAACGACCCGCCGAUAUACAAGACACAGCCGCACACAGCUGUGGGGUUCGGGAGCUGAUUCCUUCGUGACAGAACGGGUUUAACCCGACUUGAGCCGUCGCCAUGACGACGGACAUCUCAAUAGUUCGGUGGGAUCCGAGCCUGCAACAGGAAAUAGUAGAAGACUAUGAAUACGACGGCGGGAACUCCUCUUCGAGGCUGUUUGAAAGGUCACGCAUAAAAGCCCUUGCAGACGAGCGAGAGAGUGUACAAAAAAAGACCUUCCAAAAAUGGGUGAAUUCGCAUCUAGUACGGGUAUCGUGUCGUAUUAGCGACUUGUAUGUGGACUUGAGAGAUGGCAAAAUGCUCCUGAAACUUCUGGAAGUUUUGUCAGGCGAGCGCCUUCCUCGUCCAACCAAGGGGAAGAUGCGCAUCCACUGCCUGGAGAAUGUGGACAAAGCCCUCCAGUUCCUGAGGGACCAGAGGGUCCACCUGGAGAAUAUGGGUUCACACGACAUCGUCGACGGAAAUCCGAGGCUCAGCCUGGGCCUCAUAUGGACCAUCAUCCUUAGAUUCCAGAUACAAGACAUAACAAUUGAAGAGACCGAUAACCAAGAAACAAAGUCGGCAAAGGAUGCACUCCUGUUGUGGUGUCAGAUGAAGACUGCCGGCUAUCACAAUGUCAACGUGAGGAAUUUCACAACGUCGUGGCGUGACGGUCUCGCUUUUAAUGCGAUUAUCCACAAACAUCGUCCAGACCUCAUACAGUUUGAAAAACUGUCGAAGUCCAAUGCGAUGUACAAUCUCAACAAUGCAUUUAAUGUUGCUGAAGAGAAGCUUGGCCUAACAAAGUUGUUGGAUGCUGAGGAUGUCUUCGUGGAGCAGCCCGACGAGAAGUCCAUCAUCACGUAUGUCGUGACUUAUUACCACUACUUCAGCAAGCUGAAGCAGGAAACUGUGCAGGGCAAGCGAAUUGGCAAAGUGGUCGGUAUUGCCAUGGAGAAUGACAGGUCCGCACAGGAAUACGAGUCACUGACGUCAGAUUUACUGCGCUGGAUCGAAGCGACAAUAGAGUCUCUCGGAGAUCGUAACUUUGCCAACUCUUUGGCCGGAGUGCAGCAGCAGCUGGCACAGUUCAAUACUUACCGCACUGUGGAGAAACCACCUAAGUUUGUGGAAAAAGGAAAUCUCGAAGUGCUGCUGUUUACACUGCAGUCACGAAUGCGAGCAAACAAUCAGAAGCCUUACACACCUCGAGAAGGGCGCAUGAUCUCCGACAUAAACAAGGCAUGGGAGAGGCUGGAGAAAGCGGAGCACGAGCGAGAGCUCGCCCUCCGGGAGGAACUCAUCCGUCAGGAGAAGUUGGAACAGCUCGCAGCCAGAUUCAAUCGCAAGGCGAGUAUGCGAGAAACAUGGCUGUCGGAGAACCAGCGCCUCGUGUCCCAGGACAACUUCGGGUUUGACUUGGCUGCUGUGGAGGCGGCUGCCAAGAAGCACGAGGCUAUCGAGACGGACAUCUUUGCGUAUGAAGAACGUGUCCAGGCUGUCGUGGCUGUGUCACAGGAGCUGGAAGCUGAAAACUACCAUGACAUUGACCGCAUCAAUGCCAGGAAAGACAACGUUCUUCGUCUGUGGAAUUACCUCCUGGAGCUUCUCAGAGCUCGCCGUCUUCGCCUCGAGCUUUCUCUCCAGUUACAGCAGAACUUCCAAGAGAUGCUCUACAUAUUGGACUCUAUGGAAGAACUUAAGCUACGCCUGCUGUCAGACGAUUAUGGAAAGCACCUCAUGGGUGUGGAGGACCUCCUGCAGAAGCACUCUCUAGUGGAAGCAGAUAUAAAUGUGCUAGGCGAGAGAGUGAAGGCGGUGGUGCAGCAGUCGCAACGCUUCCUCGACCAGGAGGCUGCCGAAGGCUACCGGCCGUGCGACCCGGCCAUCAUCGUGGAGAGGGUGCAACAGCUGGAGGACGCAUAUGCCGAACUCGUCAAGUUGGCCGUUGAACGGAGAGCGCGCCUGGAGGAGAGCCGCAAACUGUGGCAAUUCUACUGGGACAUGGCCGACGAGGAGAACUGGAUCAAGGAGAAGGAGCAGAUUGUCUCGACAGGAGAUAUCGGACACGACCUCACCACCAUCAAUCUGCUGCUUUCCAAACACAAGGCUCUGGAGAAUGAGAUCAGCAGCCACGAGCCACAGCUCAUGUCUGUCGUGGAUGUCGGCCGGGACUUGGUCGGUCGGCAGCACUUCGGUGCUGCUCGUGUGCAAGAGCGGCUGGAUGAGAUUCUAGACUCUUGGAAUCACCUGCUCGAGCUGUCUGCCUACAGGCGCAAGAGGCUCGAGGAAGCAGUCGACUUCCACCAGUUCUUCGCAGAUGCGGACGACGUCGACAUUUGGAUGUUGGAUACGCUGCGGCUCGUUUCUAGCGAAGAUGUCGGCCGUGACGAAGCCAACGUGCAGUCAUUGCUGAAAAAGCACAAGGACGUGACGGACGAGCUGAAGAACUACGCGGGAGCCAUAGAAGCCCUGCACCAGCAGGCGUCCCAGCUGGGAGAGCAGGACCGCCAGGCUCCACAGGUUGUCGAAAGGCUGGCCAGCAUUGACCACCGCUACAAAGAACUCCUGGAGUUUGCCAAACUCAGGAAGCAGCGGCUGCUUGACGCAUUGUCUCUGUACAAACUGCUCAGCGAGUCAGACGGUGUCGGUCAGUGGAUAAGCGAGAAGGACCGCAUGCUCCAGACUAUGGUUCCAGUGAAAGACAUCGAGGACGUGGAGAUCAUGAAGCACCGCUACGAUGGCUUCGAGAAGGAGAUGAAUGCCAAUGCGUCCCGUGUUGCAGUUGUCAACCAGCUGGCUCGCCAGUUGCUGCAUGUGGAGCAUCCCAACAGCGAACAGAUAGUUGCACGGCAGAACCAGUUGAACCACGAAUGGGCACAGCUACGAGAGAAAGCAGAAGCAAAGAAAGAGGAACUGAACUCUGCGCAUGGAGUGCAGACAUAUCACAUCGAGUGUCGGGAGACCAUGUCCUGGAUCGAGGACAAGAAGCGUAUUCUCCAGUCGACGGACAGUCUGGAGAUGGACCUCACUGGCAUUAUGACACUUCAGCGUCGGCUAUCUGGCAUGGAGCGUGAUCUGGCUGCUAUUCAGGCCAAGCUGGACUCCUUGCAGCAGGAAGCAGAGGCGAUCGGAGCCGAGCACCCUGAGGAGAGGGAGCUGAUCCAGGAGAGGAUCGACCAGAUCAAGCUCGUCUGGGAGCAGCUGACACAGAUGCUGAAGGAGCGCGACGCCAAACUGGAGGAGGCGGGCGACCUGCACCGUUUCCUGCGCGACCUGGACCACUUCCAGGCCUGGCUGACCAAGACGCAGACCGACGUGGCCUCUGAGGACACUCCAGCAUCGCUGGCUGAGGCGGAGCAGCUGCUGAGCCAGCACCAGACCAUCCGCGAGGAGAUCGACAACUACAGGGACGACUACACCAAGAUGAUGGAGUAUGGAGAGCGCAUCACUGCUGAGCCCUCGACGCAGGACGACCCGCAGUACAUGUUCCUGAGGGAGCGGCUUAAGGCGCUGCGUGACGGCUGGGAGGAACUGCACCAGAUGUGGGAGAACCGGCAGCAGCUGCUGUCGCAGUCGCUUAACCUGCAGAUGUUCGACCGCGACGCCAAGCAGGCCGAGGUGCUGCUGGCCCAGCAGGAGCACGUGCUCAGUAAGGACGAGACGCCGACCAACUUGGAACAGGCAGAGAACUUGAUCAAGAGGCACGAGGCAUUCCUUACUACAAUGGAAGCAAAUGAUGACAAAAUCAACAAUGUAGUUCAGUUUGCAAGCCGCCUAUGUGACGAAGGACACUUCGCAGCUGACAAGGUUAGCAAAAAGGCAGACAGCAUCAAUGAACGGCGCCACGCAAACCGCAACAAAGCUCUGGAGCAGAUGGAGAAACUGAAGGAUCAGCUGCAGCUUCACCAGUUCCUACAGGAUUGCGAGGAACUGGGAGAAUGGGUGCAGGAGAAGACUGUAACGGCACUAGAUGACACGUAUCGCAGUGCCAAGACAGUGCACAGCAAGUGGACGAGGCACCAGGCUUUCGAAGCGGAGAUCGCCUCCAACAAAGACCGUCUCUUCAGAAUACAAGAGGCGGCAGCAGAGUUGAUGAAAGAGAAACCUGAACUUGCGGAACUCGUCGAACCGAAAGUGCAGGAGCUUGGCAACCACUUUGAUAAACUGGAGGAGACAACCCGAGAGAAGGGCGAGCGCCUCUUCGAUGCUAAUAGGGAAGUUCUCUUGCACCAGACAUGUGACGACAUCGACACCUGGAUGGACGAGCUCGAGAAACAGAUAGAAGGCCCGGACACAGGCUCAGACCUGGCUUCUGUCAACAUCCUCAUGCAAAAGCAGCAGAUGAUCGAAACACAGAUGGCUGUGAAGGCAAAGCAAGUAACAGACCUGGAAACCCAAGCAGAGAAAUUGCAGAAGACUGCUCCAGAGAAGAUGGGCGACAUUGUUGCCAAGAAGAUGCAAGUGGAGAAGAGGUUCGCCCAGCUGAAGCAGCCUCUGCUAGAGAGGCAGAGGCAGCUGGAGAAGAAGAAAGAGGCCUUCCAGUUCCGACGAGAUGUGGAGGAUGAGAAACUGUGGAUAGCAGAGAAAAUGCCUCAGGCAACAUCAACAGAGUAUGGAAAUAGCCUGUUUAAUGUGCAUAUGCUUAAGAAGAAGAACCAGUCAUUGCGCACAGAAGUGGAGAACCACGAACCACGCAUCAACCUGGUGUGUAGCAACGGGCAGAAGCUCAUAGAUGAAGGACACGAGGAUGCCGAAGAAUUUGCAGGUCGCAUCAAAGAGCUCCAGGAGAAAUGGCAAGCUCUCAAGGACGCCAUGGAGAAUCGGCGAAAGCACCUUCUGCAGUCGGAGAAAGCCCAACAGUACUUCUUCGAUGCAAGUGAAGCCGAAUCCUGGAUGAGUGAGCAGGAGCUGUACAUGAUGGUAGAAGACCGUGGGAAAGAUGAGAUUUCUGCUCAGAAUUUAAUGAAGAAACACGAGACACUGGAACUCGCAGUUGAAGACUAUGCAGAGACUAUUCGCCAGCUGGGUGAAACUGCACGGCAGCUCACGGCGGAACAACACCCAGACAGUGACCAGAUAAUAGUGAAGCAGUCUCAGGUAGACAAGCUGUACGCCGGCCUCAAAGACUUAGCUGGCGAGCGGCGUGCCAAGCUGGAGGAGGCUUUGCAGCUGUUCAUGCUGAACCGCGAGGUCGACGACCUCGAGCAGUGGAUAGCGGAGAGGGAAGUCGUUGCUGGCAGUCACGAGUUGGGCCAGGAUUAUGACCAUGUUACGCUUUUGUGGGAACGCUUCAAGGAGUUUGCUCGUGACACAGAAGCGAUCGGCAGUGAGAGAGUGUCUGCCGUGAACGGAAUUGCCGACCAGCUGAUUGGAGCGGGCCACAGUGACUCUGCCACCAUUGCAGAAUGGAAGGACGGACUGAAUGAGGCGUGGCAAGAUCUGCUGGAGCUCAUUGAGACAAGGAAGCAGAUGCUGGAAGCGUCGAGAGAACUUCACAAGUUCUUCCACGACUGCAAGGAUGUGCUGAGCCGCAUUCUGGAGAAGCAAAACUCGAUGUCGGAGGAGCUGGGUCGUGAUGCCGGUCAGGUUUCUGCCCUGCAGCGCAAGCACCAUACGUUCUUACAGGACCUGCAGACACUCGGUGGCCAGGUGGAGGCCAUUCAGGCAUCUUCAGCCAAGUUGCAGACAGCGUACGCUGGCGAGCGUGCCCGUGAGAUAACUGGUCGCGAGGCAGAGGUGGUGGGGGCUUGGAACGCCCUGCAGGCCCACUGCGAGGACCGGCGCCAGAAGCUGGGUGACACGGGCGACCUGUUCCGCUUCUUCUGCAUGGUGCGCACGCUCAUCCUCUGGAUGGAUGACGUCGUGCGUCAGAUGAACACAUCUGAGAAGCCAAGGGAUGUGAGUGGCGUGGAGCUCCUGAUGAACAACCACCAGAGCCUCAAAGCAGAAAUAGAUGCGAGGGAAGACAACUUUACCUCGUGCAUAUCUCUUGGCAAAGAGCUGUUGGCACGUAACCACUAUGCGAGUGCGGAAAUCAAAGAAAAGCUGUUGUCGCUGACCAAUCAGCACAAGUCUCUGCUCCACAGAUGGGAGGAACGGUGGCUUAACUUGCAGCUCAUCUUGGAAGUGUACCAGUUUGCCAGAGAUGCGGCCGUGGCGGAAGCUUGGCUGAUCGCACAGGAACCAUACCUUAUGAGUCAGGAAUUGGGGCAUACAAUUGACGAGGUUGAAAAUCUAAUAAAGAAACAUGAAGCCUUCGAAAAAUCUGCAGCAGCCCAAGAAGAACGCUUCAGUGCACUUGAAAGACUUACGACGCUGGAGAGCAGAGACGACGUGGAUGCCUGUGCCGUCCUGCAGUUGCCGCCCGUGCCUUCCCUACCGUCCCUCAAAUUCCUUGACGAUAUCCCUCUCCCGCCUCACACCUCAUGUUCUUGUGAACAGCCAUGUGUCUUAGAAAAGAAAAAGUGUUUUGAGACGAAAAUUUCCUGGAAAGAUCUCUCCCUGUACUGUGGAGGUUAUCCCCCACUGAACCGCAGGCACAAGAUGAGAAGUUCGGUCAGGAAAUACUUAAAUGCAGUGAAGAAUAGGGACUCCCCGAGAAAAGCAGUUUGUCGACUGAAUGAAAUUGAGCCUCUGGCACCGUACACCACGGAGCCUCCCGGCGCACCGCCAUUGCCGUAUUCGACUCAGUCACCUCUAUCUCCCACAUCCCCUAGGCCACGGUCCUUCCUGUGGGAUGCGGGUUGGCAUUCCCCUGGGUCAGGGGAAACCUUGCCUCCACCAUUUGAGCCAGAGUCUCCCACCGUCCCCUAUCCGUCCCUUGAUUCCUACCACGGCCGGCAGCAGCAGACUGUGUUUUGCUUCCCGGAGAUGACGUCGGUCUCGUCAAUAUCCGACCUGGACGAGUGCGUGUUUGAAUUGAAAGAACUAAAACGUCGCCAAGAAGAGGAAGAGCGCAAACGUCAAGAGGAACUGGCUGCCAAGCAGACACCUCCACCUAGCUCUCCUGAUGAACAACCAUCUGAAAAGGUGGAUGGAGAAAUGUCACCAGAGGCUGAGCAAGUGCAAGUGAAUGGUGAGGAUACAGAGGCCAGAGAAGUGCAUGAAGUGGACACGGGAAUGGGAGCGGGAGCGGGCUACUCGGAGUCGGGCCGGCCGCCCACCCCCGUGCCGGACCCGGCAGUGCCCACAGCUCCGGUCCUCGUGCCCUCGCCUCCGCCAGCGUCUCCGGUGCGAACCGCACCCCCGACAACUACCCCUCGGCCCCGUCCGACAAAGGAGCCGGUGGCCGUCACAUCGCCGCCGGUGACGCCGGCCGGCCCGGGUGCCACGGCCAGCCUGGACAGGAAGAAAGACCGCUCGCGUUCCAAGUCACCUUUCCGCAGCCUGCGCUCGUGGCGCAGGUCUCCGAAGGCUGGCACGUCUGGCGCACACAGUGACGACGAGGGCACAUUGGAGCGUGCUGCAGCUGAGCGGCCCAGCCCAGGCGCAGAGGAGGAUCACAUGGAGGGCAACCUUGUGAGGAAACACGAGUGGGAAAAUACCACAAAGAAAGCAUCAAACAGGUCAUGGGACAAGGUGUAUGCAGUCCUCAGAGGUAACCUGCUAAUGUUCUACAAGGACCAGAAGACGUACAAGACAUCACCCGACACCUUCUUCAAGGGAGAAAGCCCAGUUGAUUUGCGUGGAGGUGCUUGCCAAGUUGCCUCCGAUUACACAAAAAGAAAGCACAUAUUUAGGGUGAAGCUGUCAAAUGGAGCAGAAUACCUCUUCCAGGCACGUGACGAUGAUGAGAUGAACACUUGGGUGUCUCGCCUGUCCCAGCAAUGUGAACGUGAUGCAUCUGCCGGCCCAUCACGCUCCCAGACGCUGCCUGCUUCUGGUGACCGCAAGGAUGAGCCCAAACGGCGUAGCUUCUUCACACUCAAGAAAAAUUAAUGGUAGUGUGUGAAGAAAGAAUCGGAAAGCUCGCCAGAGAGACUCUGCUACGGGUGCACCCAGAUUCCAUUAAAUGGAGCAGUGGUAUGCUGUGUUUAUUAUGCUUCAUCAGGGAUUCAACAUGCAGUCCACUUGGAAGAGAACACAAUCACAGAAUGUCUGCAAGGGAACAUGUAAGCGUGUUGCUUUAUGGGAGCCGUCACUUGCUUAAAAUGGAACAUUCACCACUUUAUGUAUUUUUGAAUCAUACUUUCAUGAUAUUUGGCAGUCAUGUUCAUGAAGUUAUAAGGAAAAGUGUUAAAGAGAACUUUUAAAAAUUAGUUUUAGUAGAGCAAACUCUACUCGGAGUACGUGAAUUGCAGGAUUAGCUGCCGAACUUCCAUUUGAUUCUCAGAUUAUGCUUUGGCUCACAUCUGUUUGUUGGUUUACCAACUUUCAUAGUGCAGUGAACUUUUCUGGUGGAAUGUGCUGGACAGCUUGGUUUAGGUUGCAGUUUAUUUUUAAUGAACAUGACUAUGGGUGAGCCAGGUAUACAUUCACAGCAUUAAUUUUCAUAUUGUAAAAAAACUUUGCUUUAUUUUUUAUGAUUUCUUAGGCUUACAGUUAAAUGUUGGUCAUUAAAUUCAUCUUAAAACAAAAGUAUAUUGUGUAUAUAUAUAAAUAUAAAGAAAGAAUUUUUAUAUAUGCUUUUAUGUGGUAAAGUUUAUACUGAAAUUUGUGACUGCUUAUGGAGACAUACUUCAGCUGUACCUUUAUUUUUAAUAUGUAAAAAAUCUUAUUUUAAUUGAACUUCUGGAGAACACAUGCAACUGAUUGUACAUAGAUCAUAGAGCCAUUGUUCCCAUAAAUUCAUUUUUGACAUAAAUGUUAAAAUUCUUACAAAAUUAUAGAUGCUUAUAAAAACUGUGUGUCAACAAAAAACUGUUUUUGCAUUUAAAUGUUAACAGUAAAUAGAAAUAAUUUUAAUUUCUUUACUAUAAUGUUAAUAAAAUACAGUAAUGUACCUUAUUGAACGUUAAAGCUAAUACAUAUAUUUUGAAACUGCCCAACCUUCUGGAAAAUGCGAAAUUGAUUGUGGAGACAAGCAGUCCAAAUUAUAUUUCCUUUUCUCAAUUAAUAUUAGCUUAUUUACUAUAAUCCUUCCAGUUGCAAGUUUACAAAUGGGAUUCUACAUGUAUAGUGCCUUUUCUCAUUCCUCCCUCCAUAUUCAUCACAGGUUGAAUAAUUGGUUUUUAUUUCUUAUAUCCUAAAAUACUGGACAUCAGUGUGCGCACUGAUGGUUGGUAGCAUAUUUAUUUUCCUUGUGCAAGUGCAGUGUAGUACUGAUGUUAAAAUUAGGAACGGGGUACAGGCGAAGCCCCCACAGACAAUGAAUGCAGGUUUUAAGAGACUGGCAUUAUUGUGCGUCUGUCAAAUACUUGUUUCUAUAUUUCAUUCAGUAAUAUGUAUAGAGUUACAUAGUGAAAGAAGCUUUACAAGCUAGUUAUAUUAACUAAUCUUGUAAAAAUUCAUACUUUUUGAUCAGAGUUCCUAUUCUACACUCUGCCAGAGGUUUAUUAACAACUCAAGAAUGAGGAAAUCGAUGAAGGUUUAGCAGUAGUACAACAUUUCUGGAUGAAAAUGUUCCAAAGCUACUACACUUGCACAAGCAAAAACAUUAAGUACUCUUAUCAUCUGUUUCUCUCUAGAUGAUGAAAUGUCUGAAGGUUUUAUACAAAUUGUGAACACAGUUGAAAGAAGAGGAGAGAGAAAUGUAUAGUAAAUUGACAGGGGCUAUGCUGCACUAUUAAUUGCUGGAGUAAUGGAUACUUAAUGGCAUUGGUGCUUUUUGUUGAACUGGGUGAAAAGAAGUUGCAUUGGGUGCUGGCUGGGGAUGUACUGAACAGGGAAUAGCCUAGUGCCAGAUACAGUGUAGAUAUGUUGUCCACUUGUCUACAGUAUGCUAGGCAUGACAUUCGUUCCUUAGUCUUUUUUUAUAAUCAGUUCCCGUAUAACUGUCUAAUUUCAGAUUUGGAAUCUUGUGUGUCACAGUGCGGAUAUGAUGGAAAAACGGUCAUCUCAAACAAAAUGUUUAAUUUUUUGUUUGUAUUGUUACUUAGCUUUGCUGGAAUAAAUGAAGUAUGUGAAUGUGUCAGUGGUUCAGAAUAAAUUUGCAGUUAUUACUUUAUUAGUUCAUGAUUGUGCACCAUGGCAGGCACAUUUUUACACUCAAAAAUGAGGUCUGGAUUGACAAACUCUUACUGAAACUUUUGAGCUCUAAUCUGACUGAAUGUUGUUUAUACUUGAGAAUAAUAUAAUCACUGCAUUCCUGCUUUUAAUCCAGCCAGGAGAAGAAAGUUUCACACAUAGUAAAGCAGCAUUGCGUAUUUUGAAGGAUACUGUAGCUUCUUUUUUGAACUUUUCCCUACAUCUUUAUGUAUUUGUCAACAACACGACAGAACUGAACUUUUUGGCACAGGCUCGACACAGCACUCUCUCUCUCGCUCGCUCGUACUGUUGGCCACUAGAGGUGUGUCUUUCCUCAGUUUCCAGUUGGCCCUCGCCAGUUUCCUCUUGAGCCACAGUUUCCACCCUCAAAGUAGACUUUCGGCUCAGAUUUGGAAGUUUGUAUGUAAGGAAACUAGAAACCACACUUGAUUAAAAACAUGAAGUUAUGUAUAUGUAUUGUUGGAAGAAUGUUAUAUUCUGCUUUCAAGUAAAAUAUAUAUAUAUAUAUUGAUAUGUAUAAAUGAAUAAAUGCCACAUUUUCUA
Messenger RNA from Schistocerca nitens (vagrant locust), 10793 nucleotides. RefSeq names its product spectrin beta chain (gene beta-Spec). The transcript has 44 exons. Gene Ontology annotation, cellular component: cell junction; plasma membrane; cortical actin cytoskeleton. NCBI's taxonomy places the organism in Eukaryota, Metazoa, Arthropoda, Insecta, Orthoptera, Acrididae. The record is from RefSeq and is a predicted model, not a curated record. Gene Ontology annotation, molecular function: structural constituent of cytoskeleton; actin filament binding; phospholipid binding. The coding region runs from base 180 to 8042 and encodes 2620 amino acids. Gene Ontology annotation, biological process: actin cytoskeleton organization; neuron development.